This is a messenger RNA of Caenorhabditis remanei, 780 nucleotides long. RefSeq lists its product as uncharacterized. The record is from RefSeq and is a predicted model, not a curated record. Lineage: Eukaryota; Metazoa; Nematoda; Chromadorea; Rhabditida; Rhabditidae. The transcript is spliced from 4 exons. The coding region runs from base 1 to 780 and encodes 259 amino acids.
AUGGGAGCAGAAAACUCAGUGAUGAGACCGCCUACGAAACGAGAACCUGAAAGAAGAUCAAUAAUGCAUAGAAGUGGUCCCCCAUCUCAAUAUUAUGAUGCUAAGAAUACGAAAUAUGUUGAAAGUGAAUCAAGUACGGUGUCAACAGAAUCUACUACAACUUCUGAAGAUACAGAUGAGAAAAAAGAAAUGAAACCAUUCGAAAGAACUGAAAAUGAGGCAAAACAAGCAACCACACCGAAUCCCUUGAAAGCUCUUGAAGGACUUUCACAAGCGGAUAAAACGAAAAAAUCGGAAGAGAUGCUGCGUCAAUUAUGGAAACGUCCUCACUCAUCGUGGGAUAAAAUCACUACUGUAACAAAUACGGUCACUGAAAGAACGAAUACAGAUGGACAAGUGACUGAGGAAGUGAGCCGAGAACUGGAUUACAACAUAGAUAAAAUCAUAUACGAUAUUCCAUUAGAAUACUGUCUCAUUCGAGUUCCUCGAGUUCGCACCGCUCGAUCAUGUCCAGAUCCAUGGAGGAGACACGGGGCACAUGUGAAAUUGUGUGAAGUUGGUGGAUGGAUGCCCGAAACUCGGAACAAAAAUGCUAAAGUUACUCCAGUUCGGAAAGGAUCGAUUCCACCUCCUCCGCCGAGAACGAAGCCACUACGGACCCACUGGUUGGAAGAGGAGUCGACGAAGUCAAUGGAGCUGCGCGUGGAUUACUCAUCUCCAUACCCAUUGGUCUGUGUUGAUGAGUUUGCUGCUGGAGGGUUGGCUGCAUUUGAGGCAUAA